Molecule: messenger RNA, 2642 nt
Organism: Canis lupus familiaris (dog)
Lineage: Eukaryota; Metazoa; Chordata; Mammalia; Carnivora; Canidae
Gene: MPHOSPH8
Product: M-phase phosphoprotein 8
Exons: 14
Coding region: 60-2642 (860 amino acids)
Cellular component (GO): cytoplasm; nucleus
Molecular function (GO): protein binding
Source: RefSeq, marked provisional
GAGGAACCGCCAAGGGUGUGUGUCGCAGCCGCUCUUCGUCGGCGGUUUGCUGGGCUCCGAUGAUGGCGGCGGCGACGGUCGCCGAGGGAGUGAGCAUGACUGCGAGUCCUGUCUCAGGUGCCGCAGGCAAUGUGGAGUCUCCUGAAGCUGAAGGAGAAGGUGUCGGAGCAGCGGGCGAAGAGAAGGACGCAGCCACAAGAGGCGCGGAGGCAGCCGGAGACAGCGAGGAGGACGGAGAGGAUGUAUUCGAGGUGGAAAAGAUCCUGGACAUGAAGACCGAGGGGGGUAAAAUCCUUUAUAAAGUUCGAUGGAAAGGAUACACAUCAGAUGAUGAUACCUGGGAGCCUGAGAUUCAUCUUGAGGACUGUAAAGAAGUUCUUCUUGAAUUUAGGAAGAAAAUUGUGGAGAACAAAGCUAAGCCAGUCAAGAAGGAUAUUCAGAGACUGUCCUUAAAUAAUGACAUAUUUGAGGCAAAUUCUGAUAGUGAUCAGCAAAGUGAGACAAAAGAAGAUACUUCUCCAAAGAAGAAAAAGAAAAAAUUGAGGCAUAGAGAAGAAAAAAGCCCAGAUGAUAUGAAAAAGAAAAAAGCAAAGACUGGGAAACUAAAAGAUAAAUCCAAGCCAGACCUGGAGAGCUCUUCUGAAAGUUUAGUUUUUGACUUAAGGACAAAGAAAAGAAUUUCAGAAGCCAAAGAAGAAUUAAAGGAAUCAAAAAAGCCCAAAAAAGAGGAUAUUAAAGAAUUAAAGAAAGUUAAGAAGGGUGAAGUAAGAGAUUUAAAGACUAAACUAAGGGAAGAUUCCAAAGAAAACAGAAAAACAAAAAAAGAGAAAGGUGUUGAAUCUCAGUUGGAAUCUGAAUCAAGUGUACUUAAUGACUCCCCUUUUCAAGAAGAUGACAAUGAAGAGAUACAUUCUGACAGCAGAGAAGAGAAACAGAAGGUUAAAAGUGUAAAAGAUAAAGCAGGACAAAACGCUGUUCAAGAUGUUUUUGAUAAAGAGCCAGACGGCUUUGUGAGUGCUGAUGAGGAUGUGGAUGUCAAAGCAAAGAGAAAAAGAAAGAAACUGAGAAAGACCGAGGAACUUAAAGAGAGCAAAACACUAGAAAACAGGAAUCUUUUCCUAGAGAAGAAAGCUAUAUAUAAGAAACAAAGGAAUCAGGACAAAAGCAAAAGCACCACAGAGUUAGAUAAGCUACUGCCUGCACCUGCCCAAACACAGAAGAGUUCAAGAGCAGGUGUGGAAGAAAGAGGCCUCAGGUCCACCGACUCAGCUGGGGAGGAGAAAGAGAUUAAAAAAAAUGAACCCAAAGAGAAAAACCAGAAAAGGCAUGAUUUGGACAAGGAAGAAAAAGGCCGUAUAGAGCCAAAGGGAUUAAAGACACUUAAGGAAAUCAGAAAUGCAUUUGAUUUAUUUAAAUUAACUCCAGAAGAAAAAAGUGAUUUUCCUGAGAAUAAUCGGAAAAGAGAAGAAAUACCACUAGAUUGUAAAAUCACAGAAGAUCACAAAACCAAGGAAAACAAGCAGUUACUUAAAGAAAGGAGAAAUACAAGAGAUGAAACUGAUACUUGGGCAUAUAUAGCUGCAGAAGGUGACCAAGAGAUUCUAGACAGUAUGUGUCAAGCAGAUGAGAAUUCUGAUGGCAGACAACAGAUUUUGAGUUUGGGCAUGGACUUGCAGUUGGAAUGGAUGAAACUAGAAGAUUUUCAAAAGCAUCUUGAUGGAGAAGAUGAGAACUUUACUACAGCAGAUGCAAUUCCAAGUAAUUUAUUGAGGGAUGCAGUGAAAAACGGGGAUUAUAUUGCUGUGAAGGUUGCACUUAAUUCAAAUGAGGACUAUAACCUGGACCAAGAGGAUUCGAGCGGGAUGACCCUGGUGAUGCUCGCUGCAGCAGGAGGGCAAGAUGACCUGCUGAGGCUCCUCAUCAGGAAAGGGGCUAAGGUGAAUGGCCGACAGAAGAACGGGACCACCGCCCUCAUUCAUGCGGCUGAGAAGAACUUUUUAACUACAGUGGCUAUUCUUUUGGAAGCCGGAGCUUUUGUAAAUGUCCAGCAGAGCAAUGGUGAGACUGCUCUAAUGAAGGCCUGUAAAAGAGGAAAUUCUGAUAUCGUACGACUCGUGAUUGAAUGUGGAGCUGACUGCAAUAUUUUGUCAAAGCACCAGAAUAGCGCACUGCAUUUUGCAAAGCAGUGUAACAAUGUGUUGGUGUACGACUUGCUGAAGAAUCAUUUAGAGACACUUUCAAGAGUAGCAGAAGAAACAAUAAGGGAUUACUUUGAAGCACGUCUUGCUCUGUUAGAACCAAUUUUCCCAAUAGCAUGUCAUCGUCUCUGUGAGGGGCCAGAUUUUUCUACGGAUUUCAAUUAUAAACCCCCACAGAACAUACCAGAAGGCUCUGGCAUCCUGCUAUUUAUUUUCCAUGCCAACUUUUUGGGUAAAGAAGUUAUUGCUCGGCUCUGUGGACCAUGUAGUGUACAAGCUGUAGUUUUAAAUGAUAAAUUUCAACUUCCAGUUUUUCUGGAUAGUCAUUUUGUUUACUCGUUCAGCCCUGCUGCAGGCCUCAAUAAACUCUUCAUAAGGUUGACGGAAGCGCCUUCUGCUAAGGUUAAGCUGCUAAUAGGUGCAUAUAGAGUACAGCUGCAGUGA